CCGGGGGCACUGGCACGCCGGGGAUUUUGCCGAGAGAAGGCCGGCGACUCCCGGACGUAGGCGCACAGGCUGGGGGAGGGGGCGCGGUGGGAGGAGGAGUAGAAGAAGACAAAAGCCGAAAGCGAGGAGGGCCCGGGCCGACACACCAACCGCCGGCGCAGGGAGGCCGCGGCGCGCGGGGCGUCCCAGUCGACAGCAUGGGGAAGGGGGGGAACCAGGGCGAGGGGGCCGCCGAGCGCGAGGCGCCCUUGCCCACCUUCAGCUGGGAGGAGAUCCAGAAACACAACCUGCGCACCGACCAGUGGCUCGUCGUCGACCGCAAGGUCUACAACAUCACCAAGUGGGCCAGCCGGCACCCCGGGGGCCACCGGGUCAUCGGGCACUACGCAGGCGAAGAUGCUACGGACGCCUUCCAAGCCUUCCACCGGGACCUUGAUUUCGUGCGCAAGUUCAUGAAGCCCCUGCUGGUUGGAGAGCUGGCCCCCGAGGAGCCCAGCCAGGACCGUGGCAAGAGCUCCCAGAUCACCGAGGACUUCCGGACCCUGAGGAAGACCGCGGAGGACAUGAACCUGUUCAAGACCAACCACCUUUUCUUCCUGCUGCUCCUGGCCCACAUCAUCGUCUUGGAGAGCCUCGCCUGGCUCAUCAUCUCUUACUUCGGCAACGGCUGGAUCCCCACCCUGGUCACGGCCUUUGUCCUCGCCACCUCUCAGGCCCAGGCUGGGUGGCUGCAGCAUGAUUACGGCCACCUCUCUGUCUACAAGAAGUCCACGUGGAACCACGUCGUCCACAAGUUUAUCAUCGGCCACUUGAAGGGCGCCUCCGCCAACUGGUGGAACCACCGCCACUUCCAGCACCACGCCAAGCCCAACAUCUUCCAGAAGGAUCCAGAUGUGAACAUGCUGCAUGUGUUUGUCCUGGGCGAGUGGCAGCCCAUUGAGUACGGCAAGAAGAAGCUGAAAUACCUGCCCUACAACCACCAGCACGAGUACUUCUUCCUGAUCGGGCCGCCACUGCUCAUCCCCCUGUACUUCCAGUACCAGAUCAUCAUGACCAUGAUCGUCCGCAAGGACUGGGUGGACUUGGCCUGGGCCAUCAGCUACUAUGCCCGUUUCUUCAUCACCUUCAUCCCCUUCUACGGCGUCCUGGGAGCCAUCCUUUUCCUCAACUUCAUCAGGUUCCUGGAGAGCCACUGGUUCGUGUGGGUCACGCAGAUGAAUCACAUCGUGAUGGAGAUUGACCGUGAGCCCUACCGCGACUGGUUCAGCAGCCAGCUGGCCGCCACCUGCAACGUGGAGCAGUCCCCCUUCAACGACUGGUUCAGCGGACACCUCAACUUCCAGAUCGAGCACCACCUCUUCCCCACCAUGCCCCGGCACAACUUCCACAAGGUCGCCCCGCUGGUGAAGUCCCUGUGCGCCAAGCACGGCAUCGAGUACCAGGAGAAGCCGCUGCUGAGGGCCCUGCAGGACAUUGUCAAGUCCCUGAAGAAGUCCGGGGACCUGUGGCUGGACGCCUACCUCCACAAGUGAAGCUGCGGCCUUGGGGUGCCCACGGGGGAGGGAGGGCAGGUAGGGGUGACGACCCACGGGCGGGUGGGGCUUGGUUCUGAGGGGUGUUCGUGGGGCUGGAUACACACCAGCCCGCACACCCGGUUUCGGUCUUUCUCUGGUUUCCCCUCCGUUUCCCUUCACUUCUUCCUCCAGUGCCCGUCCCUCACGGGGCCUCUCUUCUGCCAGCUCGGCCUUCUCCCCAGCUCCUGCCCCAAGGCCAGUGGUCUGCAGAUCCAGCUGCGCCCUCAGGCCUCACACUCCCCCCUGCCCCCCUCAGGCUCCCUGGAAGCCUGUGGAGCGGGGUCCCAGCAAGGCAGCUUCCUGACCCCCAGGCCCGGCUCUGCCCGCAGGCGCCACUUCCGCUUCAGUGUCAAGGGCCUGGCACCGCCUGCCAUCUUCCUUGGCCUGUAGGGCAGCAGCUCAGACCGUUGGGGUCCCGGGAAAUUCCCCCUCGCCCCUGGGAGCCCUCUGACCCAGGGUUCGGCAGCUCCGUCCACGGCCUUACCAACUCCAGACCUGUGGCCUUGGGUCCCAUGACACUGAGGACUCAACACAAUACCAGCAGAGGCCAUGGCCAGCUUGGCGGUUACUGGCCUGGAGGGGCAGCCUGGUGCCCCACCCCUUCAGCUGUCUGCAACUGGGUGCCCAGCUGGAGCAAUCAGACUCCUCCAGCCGUGGCAGCCGGGCCCUGGCGGUCAGGUCCUCAGGCUGCAGGAGGCGCUGGGCCUGGAGCCUUCACUGCGGCCUCAGCCCUGCCCCCAGCACCGGGUCCUGUCCGGCGGCUGGUGAGGACGCGCUCUUACUGCCUCCCACUGUCUUCCAUCUUGUACUGGCUUUUUAACCUUUUGCUCCAGGAUACAUUCUGAUGGGCAGGGUAUGGCCACGGGGCUGGGCCUUGUGACAAUCUGCCUUUUACCUCAGGCUCCUCAGUUGGCUGAGCUGGGCUCGCUCGCUGAGGCUGCUGCUCUUGGGGUGGCACUGGGAACAGGGGAGAGCCGGGAAGAGGUGCCCUGAGGAGAAGGGGGCAUGGGAGGACCUGAGCAGGGCUGUGGGAACUGCAGUGGGGAGUCGGGGCUGGAGGCCAGGCGCUGAGGGGAAAGUGAAAAGUGAGAGGGGCGGGGAGCUGGCCGUGGGGGAGGGACCCUGAGCUGAAGCAGUUGGAAAUCUAACCCACUAACACUGACUUAGCUAUGGGGAGGAGGGGGCAGGAGCAAGCUCAGAAGGGGCCUUUGGGGGGCACCUAGUCCCUCAGCCCUGGCCAGCCAGGAGCUCAGAGCCCUCCCCCCAGAACACAGGCCCGCCGAGCCACCCUGCUCCCCAGGGGCAGAAAGGGUUCAUAAGGGACUGAUCUUAAUUUUUAUCAUGUUGCUUCCCCAUCCCUCCAUUUUUUGGAAAUAAAAGAAGUAAUUUUAUUCUCACUUA
Messenger RNA from Condylura cristata (star-nosed mole), 2975 nucleotides. RefSeq names its product fatty acid desaturase 2 (gene FADS2). Gene Ontology annotation, molecular function: oxidoreductase activity, acting on paired donors, with oxidation of a pair of donors resulting in the reduction of molecular oxygen to two molecules of water. Bases 198 to 1532 code for a protein of 444 amino acids. Gene Ontology annotation, biological process: lipid metabolic process. Gene Ontology annotation, cellular component: membrane. Lineage: Eukaryota; Metazoa; Chordata; Mammalia; Eulipotyphla; Talpidae. The transcript is spliced from 12 exons. The record is from RefSeq and is a predicted model, not a curated record.